AUGUGCCAGUGUGAACCGCACAAAGCAGUGCUCUGGGUUGACAACGCAGUACCACCUCUACCGGGCUUUCGGGAUCACCUCGAAGUACAAGUUGCAAUGUGCGAAGGAUCUCUUCCUCAUACCGCACACGGCGCUCGGAGUGUGCUUGGAAAUCCUCUUCAUCUUCGCCCUCUGCAUCGGGAAUCGAGGCAUUCUUCAGUGCAGAAAACCCUACGAAUCCAUCUCACACCUGAACGGCACACCUUAAACCCCAAAGCCUGA
Molecule: messenger RNA, 261 nt
Organism: Symbiodinium sp. CCMP2592
Lineage: Eukaryota; Dinophyceae; Suessiales; Symbiodiniaceae
Source: the annotation of a GenBank genome assembly